AUGUAUGAUGCAAAGUGCGACUCCUCUGGGCCAAGAAGCAUCCUAGACCGAUCUGUGAGGGUCAUCGGAGGAUCCAAGGCCAGGCAGGGGUCCCAUCCAUGGCUGGUGUCUCUUAGGAUCCGAGGAUCACAUUUCUGCUCCGCAGCCAUCUUGACAGACCACUGGCUUUUAACAGCUGCUCACUGUUUUGUGAGCGUAUCAGCGGAUUUCCUGCAUACGGUUGAGGCUGUGGCAGGUGAUUUUAAUAACCGAAAAGUUGAAAGGGGAGAGCAGAGCUUCCGUGUAAAGGCCGUGAAGUUCCAUGAAAUGUAUCAACACUCCUCGCCAAUGAGCUAUGACAUCGCUCUUCUGGAGCUUAAUGGACGCAUUCAGUUUGGAGAUUUUAUUAAGCCUGUUUGUCUCCCUAAUCCUGCUGAGAGGUUUCCCCCUAAGACCACAUGUGUUGUUGGAGGUUGGGGUCGAAUUAAAGAGAGAGGGCUGUUACCUUCAGUUCUUCAAGAGGUGCAUUUGGACCUGGUCAAGCAAAGCAGGUGCAUACAUGUUCUGCAAACUCUUAGACCUGGGCAAGAGACCUUUACAGUGCUGUGUGCUGGUCCAGAGGGCGGAGGUAGAGAUGCCUGCCAAGGGGAUUCUGGGGGUCCUCUCAUGUGCCCCAGAGCAGACGGGCAAUGGGUGGCAGUGGGGAUCACUUCAUGGGGUAAGGGUUGUGGCCGAAGCUGGAAUAGCAACAGGAACAAACCUCCAUCGAGGAGAGGCUCUCCUGGAGUAUUCACAGAUGUCUCAAUGUUUCUUUUAUGGAUAAAGUUCAAUCUUAAAAAAGUUGUAGCUUAAAGAUCAUUAGCUAGAUGUGAUUCAUCACUAUAUUAUCCUUGAGCAAGUCACUCAACACAAAGUACUUUGAAUGAAAGUGUUUGAUGAACUACUGCUUGCUUACUGAACUCCAUAGGAGUGGACAGGUCUCUGUGCAGUGUGGCAGAUGGUUUUGUACAUGAAAAUAAAGGCAUUAUCAGAAAUCCAGCUAGUCCAGGGCAGAGCUACAAUAACAAUGAAAUAUGUCUGUGGUCCAUUCGAGCCGGAGCUGGUAAGCUUGUUCUAAUGGAGUUCCAAGAGUUCGGCCUAGAGGAUGACAAACUGUGCCAAAGCGACCAUGUGACGGUGUAUGUUGAUGGGGACAAUCAAAUAGGAGUAUGUUCUACCUGUCCACCUCGUUCAACAGGGCGGUUCUGUGGAAGUCGAACCCCUCCUCCCAUUCUUAUUAUGGGUUCCCAAAGUGUGGGGGUGCAGUUUGUGUCUGAUGUAAGCAAAACAGGAACCGGAUUCACCAUGCACUUCAGUGAUGUUCAGGAAGACUAUAGUUUUGGAGCCCAAUGUGGAACAGUGGUGCUGUUACAACCCAAAAGGGCUGUGAAGAGCCCCUCCCAUCCACAACCGUACAACAACAACAUCCUUUGCCGCUGGGUCAUCUAUGCCCCAGAAGACCAUAUAGUCAAGCUGAACUUUGAUGACUUUGACCUUGAGGAAUCUGAGAACUGCAAAUAUGAUUCGCUUACAGUGUUUGGAGAUAUUAAUUUAGAGGAUGAAAUAGUGGUUGUAUGUGGCAGCAGUGUCCCUCCAGCUGUUCUCAGCAACGGUCAUGUAAUGCUUCUAGAGUUCAGCACAGACAGCAGCGUAUUUGGCCGAGGUUUCAACGCCGCCCUUUCUUUUAUCAGCAAAAAAGAUCUCAAAGAUAUGACGUCCGAAGAUAAAGAAGAGGAAACAAAUUAUAAAAGCAAAGUUAUAUCACCACAUUUAUUGGCUGGUUUGUCAUCUGUGUGUGAAAUGCAUGACGUCUUUGCUGUUGCUGGGUUGGACACACUGAGGAAAGCAGAAGAUGAUGGGAUUCUGCCCUGGCGGUGGCAUGUGAGCAUUGGGCUGGGUGCAGGUCAUGUGUGCAGCGGGACCAUUGUCCAUUCAACAUGGAUCCUUACUUCUGCAAGCUGUGUCUAUAACCUGGAAGAGAGACUUUUAAGAUUCUUAAAAGUGAAAACAGGAGGUUCAAAGAAACAGACCCUUGAUGUUAUCCGAAUCUUUAAACAUCCUCAUUUCAACUCUUCCUCUUUGAACAACAACGCAGCUUUGCUUCAGCUAAGCUCUCCUUUAAAUUUCGAUGAAAGCACACAGGCUGUCUGUUUACCCUCUGUUGGACAGGAUAUCCCCUCUUCUCUCCGCUGCUGGACUGCGGCGUGGACCAGACAAUUGUCAGGACACGGGUGGUACCAAUCUGUACAGCUAAAAAUAUCCAUGCUUGAAAGGACAGUGUGUGAACAACAUUUCAGCAGAUUGACACCUAGUAUGCUAUGUGCUGGACUGACAGAGGGGGACAGUGCAGGAUCAUGCAUGGUGGGGAAACAACGGACUCACUGGAUUGAUUCAGGAGGACCUCUAGUUUGUCUAGGCAACACUGGUGUUGUUUUAAUGGGUUUGAGGAGCGGGGGAGAGUCAUGCGGUGGGACUCAGAGACCAGAGGUGUAUUCUUCAGUGCCAGCCAUCAUCCAUUGGGUCUCGCAUUAUUUAGACACAAAGUGA
This is a messenger RNA of Paramisgurnus dabryanus, 2565 nucleotides long. NCBI's taxonomy places the organism in Eukaryota, Metazoa, Chordata, Actinopteri, Cypriniformes, Cobitidae. The record is from RefSeq and is a predicted model, not a curated record.